AUGAAUGACCCUUGCCGCCCCCUGCGGGCAACCGCGAGCGGCCAGGGCGCCAGGGCGACGCGGGAGGGGCGGGGCGACGCGGACGGCCAAUCGGAGCCCGCGGCCCAGCUCCGGCCCCGCCCCGCCGCGCCGGCGCCGGCGGCGCGCGCAGCCGCCCGCCUCCCGGAAGUGCGCCCGGAGCCGGCGUCGCGGGCCGAGCACAGGCUCACUGUCCCUCUCCAGUGUCCCCGCCAGAGCCUCGGUGACGGCCUGGUUCUCCGCAGAAACAGCCCCACCCGGGAACCACUUCGCCCCCAAGGACCUGCCAAGCCAGAUGAUGCCUGUCAACCUGGGGCAGGCCCUGGCCCUGCUGGCACCGCUGGCCAAGGCCGAGGAGUCCCCGUUGUCCGGAGCAGACGCGGUGCCCCGAGGGGACCUCUCCAAUCCCGAGGCCGCCCGCCGGCUCUUCCGGCAGUUUCGGUACCAGGUGGCGUCCGGGCCCCACGAGACACUGAGGCAGCUUCGGGAGCUGUGCUUCCAGUGGCUGCAGCCGGAGGUCCACACGAAGGAGCAAAUCCUGGAGAUCCUGAUGCUGGAGCAGUUCCUGACCAUCCUGCCCGGGGAGCUGCAGAUGUGGGUGCGGACGCAGCGCCCGGGCAGCGGCGAGGAGGCCGUGACCCUCGUGGAGAGCUUGAAGGGAGACCCCCAGAGACUGUGGCGGUGGAUCAGCAUCCAAGUUCUGGGACAGGACAUCCUGUCGGAGAAGAUGGACGCUGCAAGCUGCCAAGUGGGGGAAGUGGGGCACCAUCUUGGAGUGGGGCCUCAGGAGCUGGGCCCUCGGGGCGCUCCCUCUGGCCCCAGGGAGCCUCCCAGCUGUGCCGUCAAAGAGGAGUCGGACGUGGAGCAAGAAUUAGCCGUGGCCGUUGGCGCGCCUGCUGCCGCCCCGGAGGAAAGGCUGGUGGGAGACCAGGACCUGGGGGCCUCCUUCCUCCAAGCAGCUUCUCAGGAAACAGGCAGGAGAAUGACAAAGAGAACCUGAAUUUGGAAAACUGCAGGGGCCAGGAGCCUUCUGAGGUCCCCUGCCUCGCCCCAGGGGACGCACCUUCCCAGGCCUCCUUGGGUGGCCUCUUUGGUGAGGACGCACCCAGACGCUUUGGAGAAGGGGACGGUCUCCCGGAGGCCCCAGAAAACCUUCGGGGUGAGGGACCCGCGGGCCAGCUCUCUACUCAAGAAAGGAAUUCUGGGAGACAGCACGUGACCAGUCCCCACCCAGAAGAACUGUCCCGGCUGUGGCUGGAGGGGAAGAGAGAGGCCUCCCCGAAGGGACAGCCGAGGGCCCCCAUGGCCCAGAAGCUCCCCACCUGCAGGGAGUGUGGGAAGAGCUUUUACAGGAAUUCUCAGCUCGUGUUUCACCAGAGAACCCACACCGGAGAGACGUACUUCCAGUGCCCCACCUGCAAGAAGGCCUUUCUGCGGAGCUCAGACUUCGUGAAGCACCAGAGAACCCACACGGGCGAGAAGCCCUGCAAGUGCGACCAGUGCGGGAAGGGCUUCAGCGACUUCUCAGGCCUGCGCCACCACGAGAAGAUCCACACGGGCGAGAAGCCCUACAAGUGUCCCAUCUGCGAGAAGAGCUUCAUUCAGAGGUCCAACUUCAACAGGCACCAGAGAGUGCACACGGGCGAGAAGCCUUACAAGUGCCCCCGCUGCGGGAAGAGUUUCAGCUGGAGCUCCAGCCUAGAUAAACAUCAAAGGUCCCAUCUGGGAAAGAGGCCCUUUCAGUAGCCAAAGCCCCCUCGGCCCCUUUCUAUCUCUGGGCCAUUUCAAAAUACUUCGUUCCGUCUGGGGAAAUUGCGUCUCUCGAAGGCCAGCCCUGUUCUCUCUGCUUUUUUUCUUUCUUUUUUCUUUUAUAAUGGAUUUGAAAGCCGGGUCACCUGGACACGGCUUUGGACCUGGAGGGCACGUUGGCCUCUGGGUUGGAUUUCGCGUUGGUUUAAUUUCUCGUCUCCACAUCAGGAGAGAGUGGUCUUCCUCCUUCGGAUCGUCUCUCGUGGCUCCUUGGGGAGAAAGGCUCACUGGGGGACCCUGUUCGACACGUGCUGUCUGGGGCGGGCUUAACUGGAUUGGCCGCAGUGGUGGCUCAUGGGAGGAGCCUCGGGUCAGCUGUUGGGGAACGGGGGUUGGAGAGCGGGUCUUCUGUCACAGGAGGGGCAGCGGAGAAGGCCUGUGUGUUCACGCGUGUUCUUGGUCAUACGAGUGCAAAGUCAACCUCAAGUGUGUCUCAUUCUAAAUAAACUUCUUGAGUAACCCCCUGUC
This is a messenger RNA of Hyaena hyaena (striped hyena), 2295 nucleotides long. RefSeq names its product zinc finger protein 18 (gene ZNF18). Gene Ontology annotation, biological process: regulation of transcription by RNA polymerase II. NCBI's taxonomy places the organism in Eukaryota, Metazoa, Chordata, Mammalia, Carnivora, Hyaenidae. Gene Ontology annotation, molecular function: DNA-binding transcription factor activity; RNA polymerase II cis-regulatory region sequence-specific DNA binding. The record is from RefSeq and is a predicted model, not a curated record. Bases 1 to 1764 code for a protein of 587 amino acids. The transcript has 5 exons.